Molecule: messenger RNA, 759 nt
Organism: Papaver somniferum (opium poppy)
Lineage: Eukaryota; Viridiplantae; Streptophyta; Magnoliopsida; Ranunculales; Papaveraceae
Product: ribosomal L1 domain-containing protein CG13096-like
Exons: 4
Coding region: 1-759 (252 amino acids)
Source: RefSeq, a predicted model, not a curated record
AUGAGAACUCUCCUGAAUUCAGAGUCCUUAAUGGAAGCAAUAACGAACAAGGCUCGGUUAUUCCCUUCCUCCGCCAUUCGGUCUUCUUCAGUGAAGGUGAUGUUGUUGAUUGAGAGUUCAGAUACCAUGGACACUUGUUCAACCACCGAAGAUGAUGGAACUAUUCGCACAUCAGAUAAUAUUUUGUUAAGAGCGACAAACGUGUUUGAAAGAGUAAGCGAGUUUGUGGAGUUUUACGUUGCUAUCACUAAGUUAGUGAAAUUUUCCACCAGUAGCAGCAGCGAUUACUCCUCCAUCUCUUCUGAUGAGGAUUCCAAGGCUUAUGCAGCCAAAUUACGAGCUAAAAUGAAUUAUGUUGAGGGAGCUAAAGCUAGCAUACCCCUUAAUGACCUAAGGAUCUCUUAUGAAGAGCUCAUGAAGAGAAAGGCCCAGGAUGAUGAGAUGGAGGAUCGUCGACGUAGAAAGGAUCGAAUCCGGCGCAGGAUACAGGCGGCUGAAGAGAGGCGUCGAUUUGUUGACGGUGUACCCUCCGACUCUGACGCUAAUGCUUCUGAAGAGGAAACUAUUGAAGCUGAACUCGAAGAUGAGUACGAAGCAGAGGAUGACUCGGACUCAGAUGAUCCUAAUAUCCACCCAGACUUCAUCAAUGGACGUGAUAGUGAUUCUGAUGAAGAACUCGAAGAGGAUUCUGCAAACGACGAUGAUGAUGAAUCUCAUAAUUCUGACAAGUCUGAUGACUCAGACGAAUCUGACAAUUAA